This is a messenger RNA of Zingiber officinale, 1397 nucleotides long. Its product is annotated as putative 12-oxophytodienoate reductase 11. Gene Ontology annotation, molecular function: FMN binding; oxidoreductase activity. The record is from RefSeq and is a predicted model, not a curated record. The transcript has 5 exons. The coding region runs from base 156 to 1259 and encodes 367 amino acids. Lineage: Eukaryota; Viridiplantae; Streptophyta; Magnoliopsida; Zingiberales; Zingiberaceae.
UCUCUUUUCGCACCGACCAAGCGACGGUGGGAAAGUAACCGAUUUGCAUUUCUUCUCCUCUCGGCCACGUCCUAUAAAUACACCUCGACCGAUCACUACAAGGCACAAGCCCUGUGGAAGGAAGGAUUCGAGUGAUCCUUGUUCGUCUUCUCCACAUGGCGGCCCCAAAUUCGGUUCCCCUUCUCACCGCUUACAAGAUGGGCAAGUUUGACCUUUCUCACAGAAUUGUGCUGGCGCCGUUGACAAGGCAGAGGUCGUACGGUAACGUGCCGCAGCCGCACGCCAUAUUGUAUUACUCUCAGCGGGCAUCCAAAGGCGGCCUCUUGAUUGCCGAGGCAACUGGAGUUUCCGACACUGCUCAAGGGUAUAAAGACACUCCCGGUAUUUGGACCAAAGAACAGGUGGAAGCUUGGACGCCCAUUGUGGAUGCAGUUCAUGAAAAGGGUGGCAUCUUCUUUUGCCAGAUUUGGCACGUUGGAAGGGUUUCCAACACUGAUUUUCAGCCCAAUGGCCAAGCUCCAAUUUCAUGUACUAAUAAGCCAUUAAGUCCUCAACUACGAGCCAAUGGCGUUGAUGAAGUGAGAUUUUCUGUCCCACGGAGAUUGGAGACUGAAGAAAUUCCUUUGGUUGUCAAUGAUUUUAGACUUGCUGCUAGAAAUGCCAUUGAAGCCGGUUUUGAUGGAGUUGAGAUUCAUGGAGCACAUGGCUACUUAAUUGAUCAAUUCAUGAAGGACCAAGUGAACGAUCGCACAGACCAGUAUGGCGGCAGCCUAGAGAAUCGUUGCCGCUUCGCUUUAGAAGUAGUCGAAGCUGUUGUUGCUGAAAUUGGAGCUGACAGAGUCGGAAUAAGACUUUCUCCUUUUGCCAACUAUUCAGAAGCUGGAGAUUCCAAUCCUGAAGCUCUUGGGCUGUACAUGGUUAACGCUCUCAACAAAUAUGGGAUCGCAUACUGUCAUAUGGUGGAACCUAGGAUGAUAAAAGUAGUGGAAAAAAUGAAAAUUCCUAAGAGUCUUCUUUCAAUGAGGAAAGCAUUCAAGGGAACUUUUAUUGUCGUUGGGGGUUAUGAUAGAGAAGAAGGCAACAAUGUCAUCUCAAGCGGUUAUGCGGAUCUGGUGGCUUAUGGACGCCUCUUCUUGGCCAACCCAGACCUUCCUCGGCGGUUUGAGUUGAAUGCUCCACUUAAUAAGUAUAACAGGGAAACCUUCUACAUUUCUGAUCCAAAUGUUGGAUAUACAGAUUAUCCAUUCCUUUCGUUUUGAUUCAUAGACUAACAAGCUCUGAGUUGUGAAAGUUCAUUUAGGAUAAUCGCAUUGAAGAUGCAACUCUAGAUGCUACAGUAUGUGGGGUAGGAAAGUGUUUACUUUGCCUUCAAUAAAUAUUUCUCCUCUUGAGAAUCA